CUUCCGGGUAUGUGUGUCCAAACGUUGUGUUGUCAAAAUGGCAGGACACGAACACCAUCAUCACCACCACCUUUCUCUGUGUUUCUGCGAUUUAAUGAGGCUGCUGUGGUCCCUGGUCGUACCCUGCGUCUACCUCAGCCUGCUCCUGACCCUGCUCCUGCUGCUGCUCCUGCUGGGGCUCCGCAUGUGGCUGCAGGGCCAACGCAAGGCCCGGCGCACCCAGGACGGCGGCCCGGCGGUGGCUUUCUUCCACCCGUACUGCAACGCCGGAGGAGGCGGGGAGCGGGUCCUGUGGUGCUCCCUCAGGACCCUCAUGCGCCGGUACCCGGACGUGUCCUUCGUGGUCUACACGGGCGACCAGGGAGUGACCGGUGAACAGAUCCUGGAUGGAGCCCGCCGGCGUUUCAACAUCACGCUGCCUCGACCCGUCACCUUCAUCUUCCUGCGUCACCGGGUUCUGGUGGAGGCCAGUUCAUACCCUCACUUCACCCUCCUCGGACAGAGCGCUGGAUCCAUGUUCCUCGGCUGGGAGGCGCUGACCUCCUUUGUUCCAGACCUGUACGUGGACUCGAUGGGUUACGCCUUCACCCUGCCAAUCUUCCGCUACCUGGGAGGAUGUAAGGUGGCCAGUUACGUCCACUAUCCCACCGUCAGCACCGACAUGCUGUCUGUGGUCCGAGAGAGGAACCUCAGGUUCAACAACGCUGACUUCAUCUCCAGAAACCCGGUCCUCAGCGCGGUGAAGGUGAUGUACUACUGCUGCUUCGCGCUGCUCUACGGGUUGGCUGGAUCCUGCAGUGAUGUCAUCAUGGUCAACUCCACGUGGACUCUGGGUCACAUCCUGGCCCUGUGGCGCUCGCCGAACCGGACCAGCGUGGUCUACCCGCCCUGCGAUGUCAGGGCCUUCCUGGACGUCCCGCUGGAAGAGGAAGAUGAGGAAGAUGUAGACGAGGGCUGGGAGGAGGUGGGACAAGAGCUGGGGGGAGGAGAGGAAGAACGAGGAGGAGGAGGAGGGGGCGUGGACAGGAAGUGUUACUCCAUUGUGUCGGUGGGUCAGUUCCGGCCUGAGAAGGACCACCGGCUGCAGAUCAAGGCCUUCCGCACUCUGUUGGACAGGAAGGGGGAGGGGCCCGGUGGGCGGGAGUCGCUGCGGCUGGUCCUGAUUGGCGGCUGCAGGAACCAGGAGGAUGAGGACCGGGUCCUGAUGCUGCGGGGGCUGUGCCAGGAGCUGGGCGUGGCCGAUCGAGUCGACUUUAAGCUCAACGUUCCCUUUGAGGAGCUGAAGAGGGAGUUAGUGGACGCCACCAUCGGUCUGCACACCAUGUGGAACGAACACUUCGGCAUCGGUGUGGUCGAGUGCAUGGCCGCAGGAACAAUCGUCCUCGCCCAUAAAUCCGGCGGCCCGAAACUUGACAUCGUGGUUCCCUACGAAGGCGGACAGACGGGAUUCCUGGCCGACAGCGAGGACAGCUACGCCACCGCCAUGGAAACCAUCCUGGCGCUCUCUCCGGCGGCGCGGCUGGAGAUCCGCCGCAAUGCCCGCCGCUCCGUCGAGCGAUUCUCAGACCAGGAGUUCGAGGCUUCUUUCCAGGCCGCCACGGAGUCUCUGAUGAGUAGACUGGAGCGGUGAAGACGCAGACACGACGGCCAGCGGGUUCGACCUUUUUCCCCUUUUGCUUAAUUUUUAUCACCGUUAAACUCUUAAAAGGAGGAGCGCCAUCAUAUGUUUCAUGUAUGACUCGGUGCGUCGCGACCAAUAAAACCAACAGCGAGGGAAGCAGAUUCUGACGUUUGUGAUGGAACCAAAACUCCAGUGACUUUGCAUGUGUUUAACUUAUUCCCAGGAAAUGGGAACAGAGCAGUGUGAAGCACAAAAACACAGGAAAAGUAAUGUUACGGACCAUCUAGUGCAGAAUAUUUACAAGCAGCAGCAGAAUCAGGACAUUUAUUCUCACUAUUUCAGACUAAAAGCCACAAAAACGCUGGUAAUGUAUGGACAUGACUGGUGUUUUAUUUACUGAAGCGUAAACUCACAAAUGUCCCUCUAAUCCAGGGAUGUUCAGGUUCCACAUUCAGACCAAUAUGAUCUCAAAUGGGCCGGAUCAG
Messenger RNA from Sphaeramia orbicularis (orbiculate cardinalfish), 2106 nucleotides. RefSeq names its product GDP-Man:Man(3)GlcNAc(2)-PP-Dol alpha-1,2-mannosyltransferase-like. The transcript has 6 exons. NCBI's taxonomy places the organism in Eukaryota, Metazoa, Chordata, Actinopteri, Kurtiformes, Apogonidae. Gene Ontology annotation, cellular component: endoplasmic reticulum membrane. Bases 38 to 1630 code for a protein of 530 amino acids. Gene Ontology annotation, biological process: protein N-linked glycosylation; dolichol-linked oligosaccharide biosynthetic process. The record is from RefSeq and is a predicted model, not a curated record. Gene Ontology annotation, molecular function: GDP-Man:Man(3)GlcNAc(2)-PP-Dol alpha-1,2-mannosyltransferase activity.